AUGGCGAUAGUACGGAGCAGCUCCAAAGAUAUAGAGAAGCAAAUGAAGCCGAAGACCGAAACGGGCUUACAAAAGUCACCAGCCAAGUCGCCUGUGAAGAGAGGGAGGAAGACGACGCCAACGCCUCCUCCAACGACCAGAGGGUCUCGAUCGCAGUCAAAAGCUCGCCGCCCGAGUGUCCGGAUCACGGACUCGAGAAAUGAUGAAGACAUCCCUGGAAAUAGCAAGUCGGCGCGAAAGGACAAGAGUCCCCUUCAACCACUCUCAGUAAACAUCUCCUCAGAUGAUCUUGUAGAGACUCCAGUACCUGCCAACAAACUGCCUCGCAACUACUGGCUCGCGAACAGCGAAAAACUUUCGCCUCCGUGGAUAUCUUGCUCGGAGUUUGUACGACCAGUGAUGGUAGAAUUCAUUAUGCGCAGUAAGAAGCGUCUUGCUCUUGGUGUCAAGUGGGAGAAGGGCGACAAGAUCACAAACAUGGAGGGUGCCAUGCAUACCUUUGUGACCUCUAUCGAGUUGGCCUGGCUACACGGCGAGCGAGGCUAUGACUACGGACACACCUUCACACCUUACCAACCAAUUGGCAAAUUCAGAAGUGGCCGGCAAGUCUUAGUGAGUAACCUGGUUCAUCAAGACUUCGAAACCGACGAGGUGAUGCUGAAGCUCUCAUCUCUGGCAAACGCAAAGACAACACUUGUCGAAAACUUCGACAUUCCAACAACCAAAGAGAAGCAGUCUGAUGAGAUUCGGGAGAAGUAUGAUGAUGCGUUGCGUUGUCUGAUGGUUCAUUACUUGACACUGGACGGAGAACUUCCAAGCAUCGAAGAUGGCAGCACGACCGCCAUGUCGCGUGCCCAAGCCAAGUCCUUUCUUACUGGCAGCGUACUCAAAGUCGCCUGUAGCGAUAUUCUGAAAAGUGUCAGCAGUAAGUGGUUCUGGAUAUCUGCCACCAAGCCUAAAAGCAAGACGGGCAGUCCGCUGCUGUCGCUUGAAGUUCUAGUCACCACUGCUUACCACCAGUUUCGUAACGAGAUGAAUGCUCUGGAGAGAAUUUGUCCUCAAGGCUACGUGUAUACUUUCUCGGCGCCGAAAAUCUUCAUUGAAGAGUUUGGUGAUGAAGACGGUCUAAUGGCAUGCAUAUAUGCUGCUGGUCUCAAACACUAUCUCCAGACCACAAAGAUCAAGAACAUGAAAGUCUUCCAGCUGCCGGAAGUACCAGGAGAAUGGGUACAGUGGAUGCGAACGGCACUGGCGGAAGCACCAGGCGUGCGGGUGAUGACCAAGACAGAGCUGUACAGCAACGAAAGUACCUCUGGCGACAGCUACAACCCACCAAAUGCAGGCACCGUACUUGUGUUGCACAACUGCUCAGAUGGAUUUGGACAGAACAUUCAAUACGAAGUGGGUGCUGGGAGCCUUGAUGCAAUUAUCGGACGGUUCACGAGUGCGGCAGGAAGCCUACUUAACAGUCGAGAGGACCUUGUAAGCAUGGUUGCAAUGCAUGCCGAGUGA
Aureobasidium subglaciale EXF-2481 is the source of this 1512-nucleotide messenger RNA. RefSeq lists its product as uncharacterized. NCBI's taxonomy places the organism in Eukaryota, Fungi, Ascomycota, Dothideomycetes, Dothideales, Saccotheciaceae. The transcript has a single exon. The record is from RefSeq and is a predicted model, not a curated record. The coding region runs from base 1 to 1512 and encodes 503 amino acids.